AUGAAUCGGUAUUUGAUUGUAGGUCAACUGGGCGACGGCUCGUUUGGUGUGGUGAGUAAAGCCCAGCAUGCCAGUAGCGGAGAAAUAGUGGCGGUGAAAAAGAUGAAGCAACGUUUUUCUAGUUGGGAGGAGUGUCUGCAGCUUCGUGAGGUUCAAUCGCUUAGGAAACUGCAGCAUCCGAAUAUUGUAAAGCUCAAGGAGGUAGUGCGAGAAAACACUGAGUUGUUUUUGAUAUUUGAGUACAUGGAGAUGAACCUGUUUAGUAUUCAACGGAUGCGGGCAGAACAGAUGAGUGGUACACAAGGUUUCUUUAAUGAUCGUGAAAUCCGUAGUAUUAUGUGCCAGACCCUAUUAGCUGUGCAGGCAAUUCACAAGGGUGGAUUCAUGCACCGAGACUUAAAGCCGGAGAACUUGCUGACAAAGGGGGAUAUUGUGAAAGUGGCUGAUUUUGGCUUAGCGAAAGAAAUUCGCUCUCGACCGCCCUUUACGGAAUACGUCUCAACCCGUUGGUACAGGGCACCAGAGAUUAUCCUGCGUUCUACACACUAUAACUCACCAAUAGACAUAUGGGCCUGUGGUGUGAUCUUUGCGGAGUUGUAUCUUAAUCGACCUCUUUUUCCAGGGUCUUCGGACAGUGACCAAUUGUUCAAGAUAUGUUCGAUUAUGGGGAGCCCUAGCCCUUCAGAGUGGGACGAGGGAUAUCAGUUAUCGCGUCGUCUAAAUAUGCGUUUUCCCACUGUUGUACCGACACCUCUGCGGCAGCUUCUCCCCAACGCGCCACCGGCUGCCAUUGACUUGAUAGAGCAAAUGCUGCGGUUUAAUCCAAGUGAUCGUCCGACAGCUACGCAGUGCUUAAAGCAUUCAUAUUUCACAGAAACCAACAAUGUGGCGGAAGCGGGGGGAACAACAACGGCCCUGUAUGCGGGCAUUAGCACAGGGCAACCGCAUAACCCAUUUCAGCUAGUCUCUAUGCAAGUUUCUAUGCCCAAUGGAUCAUUUCAGGGGUGUGUGGGUCUUAGAGCUAAUGGAGGAAGUCCGCCUCCUACACUGUGUUCCUCAUCAAGGGUUUUUUCCCCCAACUCCAGCGUACCUGGAAUUAAUCCAUACGCAAAUGUUGUGCGCUCCGUUCCACAAGGAGUUUCAAGGGCAACAGAUAACGACGAUGAGUUUAGCUUUUAA
Messenger RNA from Trypanosoma cruzi, 1179 nucleotides. Its product is annotated as protein kinase, putative. The record is from RefSeq and is a predicted model, not a curated record. Gene Ontology annotation, molecular function: protein serine/threonine kinase activity; ATP binding. NCBI's taxonomy places the organism in Eukaryota, Euglenozoa, Kinetoplastea, Trypanosomatida, Trypanosomatidae. The transcript has a single exon. Gene Ontology annotation, cellular component: nucleus; cytoplasm. Gene Ontology annotation, biological process: protein phosphorylation; intracellular signal transduction. Bases 1 to 1179 code for a protein of 392 amino acids.